Messenger RNA from Mycena citricolor, 436 nucleotides. The record is from the annotation of a GenBank genome assembly. Lineage: Eukaryota; Fungi; Basidiomycota; Agaricomycetes; Agaricales; Mycenaceae.
CAACUCCAUCACGUGUCGCGGCUUUUCGCAUUUCCCACCCGCUCCGGGAACGCUUUGACGUCUUGCUUUGACUGCCUGAGCUCUUGGCUCUGCAUGUCUCCAGUAGCACAUGAGGGUUCUCGUCUCCGAGAAUGCUCUAACUAUCGAGCUCGGACCGGCUGGUAGGAUACCGAUAGGCCGCGCCGCUCAUCAUCGUAGAAGUGCUGAUUCUCUCCUCGUGUUGAUCUUUCUCCGAUUCUCGGGUGGGGUCGUGUGUUUCAGUGGGCCGCACUCGGGCGCCAUUUCGUCAGACUAUGCCAUGACAGCGGCGCUCUCGAUCAACUCACCUAAUAUCACCGCAACUGCUUCCUCGUUCAGGCAUCCUGUCGUUCACCAUUUCAACUUCCUUUCUACUAUCGAUAAAAUUCCUCUGCAGUCGAAUACAGCGCUAUUUCAC